Tachyglossus aculeatus (Australian echidna) is the source of this 958-nucleotide messenger RNA. RefSeq names its product DnaJ heat shock protein family (Hsp40) member B2 (gene DNAJB2). The coding region runs from base 1 to 807 and encodes 268 amino acids. The record is from RefSeq and is a predicted model, not a curated record. Gene Ontology annotation, cellular component: endoplasmic reticulum membrane; cytosol. The transcript has 9 exons. Gene Ontology annotation, biological process: positive regulation of proteasomal ubiquitin-dependent protein catabolic process; protein refolding. Lineage: Eukaryota; Metazoa; Chordata; Mammalia; Monotremata; Tachyglossidae. Gene Ontology annotation, molecular function: ATPase activator activity; Hsp70 protein binding.
AUGGAAACCACUGUUGAGGGAGGGGCCGGGUACCGCCGCAAAGCCCUGAAGUGGCACCCGGACAAGAACGCGGAAAACAAAGAGUUUGCGGAGCAGAAAUUCAAGGAAGUGGCGGAGGCGUAUGAAGUCCUGUCUGACAAGCACAAACGGGACAUAUACGACCGCUACGGCCGGGAAGGGCUGACGGGAGCGGCAGGGCGGGGGUCCCCGCACCACGCCGAACCCGGAGCCGCCCCCUUCACCUUCCGCAGCCCGGACGAGGUCUUCAGGGAGUUCUUUGGGGGCCGAGACCCCUUUGCCGACCUUUUGGAUGAGCUGGGCCCCUUCUCCGAGGUCCAGAGCCGGGGGAUUCGGACGCCUGGCUCCUUCUUCUCCUUCUCUUCCUCCUUCCCUGCCCACUCAGACUUUUCCUCCUCAUCCUUCUCCUUCAGCCCCGGGGCCGGCGCCUUCCGCUCCGUCUCAACGUCCACCGCCUUCGUCCAAGGCCGCCGCGUGGUCACCCGCAGGAUCGUGGAGAACGGACAGGAGCGAGUGGAGGUGGAAGAAGACGGGCAGCUGAAGUCGAUCCACAUUAACGGGAUCGCGGAUGACCUGGCGCUGGGCCUGGAGCUGAGCCGGCGGGAGCAGCGGGCGUCCGCCGCGCCCCCCAGCCCGCGGAGCCCCCCGGACCCCGGACCCCCGGCCGGCCGCUGGGCCGAGGAGGAGGAGGAGGAGGAGGAGGAGGACGACGAGGACCUGCAGCUGGCCCUGGCCUACAGCCUGUCGGAGAUGGAGGCCGCCGGGAAGCAGCCGGCAGGUGUGUUCUGAACUGGACGCCCGCGACCCAGAGGCGCCGCCAUCCUCCUCCGAGACUUUCCCCGCCGUCCCCCUCCACUUCCUGGGGCUGGGAGCACUGGUCAGCGCUUAGUACAGUGCUCAGCACACAGUAAGCGCUCAAUAAAUACGAUUGAUUGAUUGA